GCCGAGCAAUCAACACUUAGUUCUCCUUCUUCUAACUAAAGAAAAACCCCCAAAAACCCUCAACAUGAAGUUCGCCGUUGCCGUAGUCAUGUUCGUCUGUGCCUUCGCCGUCGCUCAGGCCUCUUGGGCAGCUAUUUCUCCCGGAGUGUCCUAUGUGAACUCGGUGGCCCAUGGACCUGCUCUUGGUCUUGGUCUGUGGGGAGGUCAUGGUGCCUGGUGGAACGGUGCCCCCGCUGCCGUUGCUGCCCCAUGGAACGGUAAUGGCUGGAAUGCAUGGAACGGCGCUGCUGCUCCAUGGGGUCUGACCGGUCACGGAUGGAGCGGUGCUGCCAUUCCCGGAAUUGGCCUGUCUCAGGGACCCGCCGGACACGAGGGUGUCUAUGUGGCCAAGACCCGUGGAGCCAUCCACACAGCUCCCUUGGCUGGACACAUCAACUCUGCCACUUCCGUGAAUGUGGCUCCUGCUCCCGGAACUCUGUAAAUAUGAGAAGAUCUCCACCACCAUCACCACUAUAACCGAUGCCAAAUGGAAGCGGAUGCCAUUCACUUCCUAUAUGACUUUCAACUUGACUCCACUUGGAUAUCUUCUAUCACACAACUUCUUCAACUCUUCAAACACUUAUUGUUAAGCACCACACACCGACCGAUCUGAGUCCCUUCUAUUUCCUCUGAUACCGAAUACUGAAUACUGAAAACUGAGAUCUAAAGAUCACAAAAAAAAGCAACAAGUCCAACAACAAUUACAAAAAAAGAAACCAACAUAAGAUAAAAUGCCAAGUCUUUUCUAUUCUUUGACGAAGUUUUCUACCAUCUACGACUUUCCUUUCUCUCCUUCCAAUCUCUGUAUCUACUCUUCUUCCUCCACUUCUCCUUCUGUCUUCCCUUCUGUAAAUACAUCUUCUAGACGUUAUACAUUUGCAACAAUUGACAAAGAUUGAACAAAAAUGUUAUAAAUAAUAAACACACACAA
Messenger RNA from Drosophila willistoni, 970 nucleotides. RefSeq names its product adult cuticle protein 1. The coding region runs from base 65 to 481 and encodes 138 amino acids. Lineage: Eukaryota; Metazoa; Arthropoda; Insecta; Diptera; Drosophilidae. The record is from RefSeq and is a predicted model, not a curated record. The transcript has 2 exons.